Apodemus sylvaticus (European woodmouse) is the source of this 1673-nucleotide messenger RNA. It is a transcript of the gene Coq4, whose product is annotated as coenzyme Q4. Lineage: Eukaryota; Metazoa; Chordata; Mammalia; Rodentia; Muridae. The record is from RefSeq and is a predicted model, not a curated record. The coding region runs from base 464 to 1246 and encodes 260 amino acids. Gene Ontology annotation, biological process: ubiquinone biosynthetic process. Gene Ontology annotation, cellular component: mitochondrial inner membrane; mitochondrion. The transcript is spliced from 7 exons.
AGGAAAUAGGGCCGGAUUGAACAACCUAGUUCUCAGUUAUGUUCUUUUCGGAAUCACUUUCCGAAGUUUUUGUUUCUCAUAUAUCCCAGGCUGCCCUCAAACUUGCUCCGUUGCUGAAAAUUUCUGAUUUUCCUGCCUCCACUUUCCCAAGUAACGGGUAAUUCAUACCGGGCUUGGUUUUUGAGACAAGGUCUCAAAUACUGUCUCCAUACUUAGGAAAUAGCCAAGAAGGAUCUUGAACUGAUCGAUCCUUGGGCCUCCAGUUUUCAAAUGCUGGGUUGACGCCUGGCUCACUGCAGUUGUUUUACUUCAGUGGCAAAUAGAUCUUGUGGCUUUUCUUCUCAUGCUCCUGUCCAUAUUACAACAUCUCCGCAGUGAGUGCAGCUCCCAAGGAGUCUUUUGACUUCUCGGGCCUCCGUCGUACCUGCGGAGCCUCGCCCAUCCACCGCGGACGUCCGAUGCCAUGGCGACCCUGCUGCUUCGCUCCCUGCGCCUCCACGGCAGGCUCCCUUACCGUACGCGGCUAGAUGUAGGUGUGCCCCUCAGGGCCGGGAGCCAUAGCGCCCGCCUGCUGUACCCGGACCACAUCCCCACCACCCCGCUGCAAAAGAUGCUGCUGGCCGCGGGCGCGGCGGGAAUGGCGCUCUACAACCCCUAUCGCCACGACAUGGUUGCAGUUCUAGGGGAGACCACAGGAUGCUACACCCUGAAAUUCCUCAGGGACCAAAUGAAGAAGGAUCCAGAGGGUGCCCAGAUUCUACAAGAGCGACCCCGGAUCUCACUGUCUACUCUCGACCUAAGCAAGCUCCGGAACUUGCCUGAAGGCUCUCUGGGCCGUGAGUAUCUUCGCUUCCUGGAUGUGAAUAAGGUUUCUCCAGAUACGCGAGCACCUACACGUUUCGUGGAUGAUGAAGAACUAGCCUAUGUGAUCCAGAGAUACCGCGAGGUGCACGACAUGCUCCACACCCUGCUGGGGAUGCCCACCAAUAUGCUGGGAGAGGUUGUCGUAAAGUGGUUUGAGGCUGUGCAGACUGGCCUACCCAUGUGUAUCCUGGGAGCAGUCUUCGGACCCAUCCGCCUCCGUGCUCAGAGCCUCCAAGUGCUGUUCUCGGAGCUGAUCCCGUGGGCGAUUCAGAACGGGCGCAGGGCCCCGUGUGUCCUCAACAUCUACUAUGAGCGGCGUUGGGAGCAGUCCCUGACAGCCCUGCGGGAGGAGCUGGGCAUCAGUCCUCCCCCAAAAAUCUAGGGCCUGGCCUAGCCUGGGCUGCCGCACAGGGAGGACAAACCUUCCUCUCCACACACUGCCUUCCUUGGAGCAAAAGAGCCUCUCGGAUGCUUUUGUUUCUUCUCUUUGAACCUUGGACUCAGAGUGUCACUUAUCAUGAUUUUUAUAGUCUUUGCUGCCAUUUGCCUUAAGGGCCAACCCAGCGGGGCAGUGGGGCCCCAGGCUGCUUCGAGCCAUCCGGAGAGAGCAUUAUGUGUGCCUGGAAAUUCGGAUCAUACUGAUUGUUGAGGUCUAAGGACCCUCUUCUGGGCCGUGACUCUGACAGGGCAUUCUGUCAAGCUCUGUCUUUGAAAGCUUGACUACUACAUUGUGUUGCCAAUCCCUGAGCAGAGAGGUGGGGAGGAGAAGAUGUCUCUGGUGUCUGAAUAAAGCUCUCAUCAGGCCUGGA